Molecule: messenger RNA, 1746 nt
Organism: Drosophila obscura
Lineage: Eukaryota; Metazoa; Arthropoda; Insecta; Diptera; Drosophilidae
Product: retinol dehydrogenase 14
Exons: 4
Coding region: 553-1563 (336 amino acids)
Source: RefSeq, a predicted model, not a curated record
AAGCUCUCGCCAGAGGGCCAGCUCCAUUGAGCUCUCUUUCCACCCCCCCUUUGAAGCUCGCACACCUCCCUCACUUCCCACUUUAAGUGGCUGCUCUUCAUGAGCGACCCCACUGGGAGAGAGCCGACUGGCCGAAGACUGGCCGAAGACUGGCACAAAGAGGAUCCACAGAGAAGCGGCAUUGAAUCAAAGCUAAAGUUGUUCCGCCGGCCCGGCCAACCUGUUACCAUGGCUAGCACAACAACUACAACCACAGUGGGAAACGAGGCAAAGCCACAGAAGAAAGAGCAGCGAAAACAACUAUUAUAGCGGCUAUAACAAUACCAAUAAAUGGUGGGGAGACGAUCCGCAGCCUCGGCUCCGAUCCGAUCCGAUCCGUCAGUCUCUGAGCAAGCGUUCAAGGCGAAGGUUGUUUUGUCAGUGUGGAUACCCGAGAAUUGCGCUGCGUUCCAUUCCGUACCAUCCCAUACCAAAACGCUCACCGAAGCUAGUCCAAAGUGCAGGCCAGAAGCAGUUGCAGCAGACUUAUAGAUCAGUUCGGACCUAAACAGGAUGGGUUUCGUCUUCGGUUGGUUGCCAACCGAGCACUAUGUCCGCGACAUCUUUCUCCUGACACUGUCGGCGGCCAUUGCGGCCACCCUGAUGAGCAUUCGCUUCUACUUGCGCAUUACGGCGGGACGUUGUUUCACCGAGACAAAAAUGGAGGGCAAGACCGUUAUCAUUACUGGCGCCAACAGCGGCAUUGGCAAAGAGACGGCCAAGGAUUUGGCUGGUCGUGGCGCACGCAUCAUUAUGGCCUGCAGGAAUCUGGAGACGGCAAAUGCCGUCAAGGAUGAAAUUGUCAAGGAGACGAACAACAGCAAGAUCGUGGUGAAGAAGCUGGAUCUGGGCUCGCAGAAGUCGGUGCGCGAGUUCGCCGCGGAUAUCGUGAAGACGGAGCCCAAGAUCGAUGUGCUCAUCCAUAACGCGGGCAUGGCACUGGCCUUCCGCGGCCAGACCAGCGAGGAUGGCGUCGAGCUGACCAUGGCCACCAAUCACUACGGGCCCUUCCUGCUGACGCACCUCCUCAUCGAUGUUCUGAAGAAGAGCGCCCCAGCGCGCAUUGUCAUCGUGGCCUCGGAGCUGUACCGCCUGUCCUCGGUGAACCUGAACAAGCUGAAUCCCGUGGGCAGCUUCCCCGCCGCCUAUCUCUACUAUGUGUCCAAGUUCGCCAACAUUUACUUUGCCCGCGAGCUGGCCAAGCGGCUGGAGGGCACUCGGGUGACCGUGAACUUCUUGCAUCCGGGCAUGAUCGAUUCGGGCAUCUGGCGCAACGUGCCGUUCCCCCUCAGCCUGCCAAUGAUGGCCAUCACGAAGGGCUUUUUCAAGACCACCAAGGCUGGUGCCCAGACCACCAUCUAUCUGGCCACAUCCGAUGAGGUGGCUAACGCAAACGGCAAGUACUACAUGGACUGCAAGGAGGCCACGCUCAAUGCCGCCGCCCUCGACGAGGAGAAGGGCCGCAAGAUCUGGGAGGAGUCCCUCAAGAUCGCCAAGCUCACGCCCCAGGAUCCCAAGAUCUAAGCUGGCACGGGCCUCUGGCUCCAGCCUCUGCGUAUGCUAAUGCACAGCAACCAGCAAUAGAUUAUUUUCUCAUAUGCAUAUAUGACCAUAACCAUCCAACUGAUUUGAUUUCUUUGUAAUUAAGGGGGAGUUAACUGUAGCCUAAGAUUUUCAUUUAAAUAAAUAAAUAAAGUUUUGUAAAAA